This is a messenger RNA of Tribolium madens (black flour beetle), 5099 nucleotides long. It is a transcript of the gene osp, whose product is annotated as protein outspread. Gene Ontology annotation, cellular component: actin cytoskeleton. The record is from RefSeq and is a predicted model, not a curated record. Gene Ontology annotation, biological process: actin filament organization. The transcript has 9 exons. The coding region runs from base 160 to 4755 and encodes 1531 amino acids. Lineage: Eukaryota; Metazoa; Arthropoda; Insecta; Coleoptera; Tenebrionidae. Gene Ontology annotation, molecular function: actin filament binding.
AAUCCGGAUUUUAAUCAGUCCGAGUUUGUCUUUCGUGGAGUUUGGUUCAGUUAGUGUUGAUUUUGGUGAAUUCGUUUUGCAUUUAAAGUGCAAGUGUGUUGUGCGAUGGCCGGUGUUCUGGUAUCGCCUCCGGCGGGUUGAGAUGUGCCCCAAGUGACCAUGUCUCAGUGCAAGAAGUUCGCGCCCAACAUCUUCCACAAGACCAAGUGCUCCAACUGCUUUCGGCAGAAAGAGGAGCAUUCGGCUGAAGCCCUGGAAUGCAAUCGGGCGAGUCGUUCGAUAGCCCGAAGCGGCUACCUGUUCGUGGCACCGGAUUGGGACUUCUCUGUGCCUCUCAACAGGACGAAGAGAUGGCAACGUCGUUGGUUUGUCCUGUACGACGACGGGGAAUUGAACUAUUCAGUGGACGAACACCCGGACACCAUCCCCCAGGGCUCGGUCGACAUGUCGAAAGUAUUGGAAGUGACCGGCGCCGAGCAGGUCACCGGCCACCCUCACUCCCUCGCCCUCACCAGCCCCGACCGCGUCACCUUCGUCAAGGCGGCGAGUCGGGAGGACGCCCGUUGGUGGGCCGAGUUGUUGGCUGUUUUCCCUCGGCGCCAUAAGCGCAACGCCACCUUUCCGGGGGGUAGAGCCUCUCCUAGCCUUCCACAGCUGGGGCGCAGCGCAUCUCCGCAGCCUCCACGACCGCGACACCUCUCCUGCAGUGGCCCUAGUCCCCGGACUAAUUUCGAGACACCCCCUUUAAAGGAGGAACGUGAGUCACCCCCUAAGGAGGAGCCCCGGCCAGGAUGGUUGCCUGAACCCACCGGCAACGUGACCAUCGAAACCGUUCCGAGUCCGAUAAGAAACGAUUACUUAAUAAGUUCGGGGUCUCCCCCGACGCGGGACAAGUUACGAUGCGACGACAAGGCCAGAGCUCGUCGCGAUUGGCGCAACGAGCGUCUCCGAGACAUCGCGACGGCUUUAACCGACCGUUCUCCCGAAUCGAGUCUAGCCCUUCCGGCUGAAAGUCUCCUCCAUCUCAAAAAGGGCUGGCUGUGGCUGAAAACAAUUGAAGGCGAUUUUGUAAUGCGAUGGGCGGUUCUAUUUGGUCCCACCCUCAACGUCUAUCAAGACCAAGACGAACAGAAUCCCGAAAUCGUCGUCGAAAUGUCAUCCGUUUCAAGUUUCAAUGAAAUUCCGACCGAAACGAAAUUUGGUUUUGAAAUCAAAUGGGCAGGUCCGACUCUUGUACUAUACGCUGUGACGUCAGGCAUCCGUUCUAAUUGGCUGCAAGCGCUAAAAAAGGCGGUGCCUGCGUCAAGUUCCGAAAGUCCGACCACGCCGCGUUCGGUACUCUUAUCGAGCGACGAGGAGUAUCGAACAGCGUCCGAAGGUGGUCGAAGAGGAUCGGAAGAUUGGGGGGAACUCCCGCCGUCGCCGCCUUUGACCCGAAGUUCGUUAAAUCGGGUCAAAACAACGCGAAUUCGACCAAGGCUACCGAGAUGUCAGUCGAGGCAAUCAACGUUAGACAGCACGUCGACUGAUGAGUUGGAUUGUAUGAAGCUGCCAGACACCGUCGAAUUGAAUAACGAAAUAAACAAACAAAACGUCGAAAUAAACGAUUUGCAAAAACAGUUGGCCAAAUCGGUGGAGGAAGUGAGGAGUUUAGAGGAAGAAAUUGCCAGGUUGAAGAAACUUCAAGCUGAGGCAAUGAUUCAAGAGAUGAAAUUCAAAGAAAUGGCGCUGGCAUUUGAACGGACCGAACGCGAAUUAAACCAAAGAAAUUCUCAAGCCGAGCUCAAAUUCACAAAAGAGCAGCGAAGUCUACAACGCAAAUUGGCCGAAUCCGAGGAUUUGGCCGCCAGUUAUGAGGAAAAAUGCUCAAAUUUGAGUCGCGAGCUCCAGACGAAACAACGCAUCUUGGGGAAUUUACAAGAGGAGUUGUCGAGUACGAACGAACGGUUCGGGCGACUUCGCGACGAAAACGACCGAUUAUUCAAGCGAGUCCAGGAGUUGGAAGGCCGAGGGGGUCACAAGAGGGGUAUACGGUGCGACUCGUUGACCGACUUGACGAACAUCGACUUGGACGUCGAUAUUGACGAGUUGGGUCAAAACGAGUUGAAGGAGUAUUGUUUGGACCUGAGGGGGCGGUUUGAAAAGGCCGUUUUGGAAAUUCGUGCUGUGAAACGAGAAUUGAGGGAUGCACACGAAAAAUGUGAUAACUUGGAGUUGAUGAAUUACAGUAUUCAAAAUAAUUUAGAAAUGGUAAAGCAGGAAAGUCAAGCCGAGAUCGGGUUGUUGGUCUCGAGGCUUGAACAUCUGACGCAGAAAUUGAACGCAGCGGAGAAACAGAUCAGGACUAAGAGUAAGAGUGAGUCAAGAGACAAGAGAAGGUCUUUGUCACUUAAAGGACGCGAAAGUUUCUCGAUCAACAAGGAAGUUGAGGAAAAAGUGGCCGAAUUGGAGGAGAAAAUCCUGGCUUUAGAACGUGGGCGAACGAAGCGAAAAUACAAGAGGGACCGAAGCAGCGAACGAAAUUCACCAAUUGACGACAAGUCCUUGCGGCGGCUACGGCGCAAAAGCCUCGAUAGCGCCACUUCGUCCGAACCUAUGAAACUCCUAAUGCGCUUAAGCACCUUGGAAAGUCAAGUAACCAACGUGAACGCCUCCACGGAGUCUCUCAAUGUGGCCUUAGCCGUGUCUGAUUCACCUGUCAAAACAAAAAUCGACGAGUGCCUUAAUCAAGUCGCCUUAUUAAAAACAAUGGUCAAACGAUCACAUUCGUUGUCUGCUCUAGAGCAAAAUCUGACGGAACUGAAUGAAAUCGUAGACGCGGAUUCUAUUACAACUAAUGUUACUAGUGCGGAAAUCAACGUAAUUAAUUCAUCGGCGAGUGCUGUGGUGAAACAAUUGCAUACUUUAUUAGUCGAAAAGUUGAAAAAUCUGUCAGAAAGGAAACGGUCUUUGCGAGAAAGCAACAAACUCGACAGUGACUCGAAAUUAGAGAUUUUGGCCGAGAAAGUCGCUUACGAAAAUAUACUGAUUGGGCGAAUCCAAGAGGCUUUAACGAGUCCAGCAACCGGCGAAGUUACAUGUGAACGGUUAGUAAACAAAGAAGUGCGCGAAACGGCCCAUUUGAUGAACUCUUUGUCGAAAAAAUUAAACGGCGGUUCGAAACAAAUGCCGACGUGUAAAACAAGCGCCGACUACUUAACGAAAAUCUUGGCCAAGUGUUUGAUGACUGCGGCCGGAGGUGCGUCAGGUUGUAAAAACUUUGUUUCGAGUUGUGCCCCCUCGAUGGAGUUUCUCCGAACCGAGCAGAAGAAGUUGGGGGCGAUGUUAGACUCAUAUAAGGCUGCAAAAUUGCCAGUACUCGCCGAAAUCCUGGCUGGAGAAACCUUAUCGGUUGAUAAGAAUUGUCGGCUGAAAAAAUUGAGCGACGAUGUUGUCAGUGAGUUCACUAAAGGGGCGAAAGAUGUUGCUAAUUCAGAACUGAUACAAUCGGAGAUCAAUCACGUGCUGUUGAGAGCAGCGCAAAUUUAUCAAGGACACAUCGAUGCCGACCAUCCUUAUUUCUUCACGUUUUUCGCAUCGGAGAGGGCGGCACUUGAGCUCUGGUCGGAUUCAGUUGGUGACUGUCUUUACGAAGAGGUCAAUAAGAGUGUGUCAGAAUUGACUGAGCUUUAUUUGAAUCAAUUGAACAAGUUGCAAAGACAGAACUGGCGGAGACGUCUCGAAUCAGAGCGAAGUCGUUCAUCUUCGGCUCUUCUUCAGGAAUUCGCUGAUGUCGUAGCUCAUAAGGCCCUGAUCGAUGCACGAAUGGACGUUUUGAGUGGAAAAUGUUCAACAUUGGCUCAGUUGAGUGCGAAAGAGUCGUUAGGGAAUUGGUUACAGAACGACAAUCUGUGGGAUUGUCUUGAGAACCAAUCGGUACAAAUAAACCAAAGUGUAGAAGCCGAGUUUAUGUGUAUGAUAGAUAGGUGUAGUAAAGAUUGUUACGCUCUGGUUGGUCAACCGGAACUCGAGGAGGUCUUAGGAUACUUAAAUGAUUUGGCUGACGAAAUCGGGGAAUUGCAAAAACAAGCGAAUUUACCGGUGGAGUAUGAUGAAGUCGUUGUGAGGAAUUGGGGGGAUGUGUGUGCCAAGUGUAGGAGUUUAAGGGAUAAAUUGGAGGAGGUGCGAAAAAGUAUCGAGAGGACAUCGAAAGGAAUCACGAGGACACCAUCCUUCAGAAGAUUGGAGUCUUUUGAAGAACACCGUCCGGUCUACCUCGGCACCGAGUACCUAACCCAGGUGGAGAACCUCCGCGCAGCGUACCGUUGUGCCCUCGCUUCGUGUAAAGAGCGCCACCAGGAGUCAGACAUCGAGCAGUUACAGAUUCUCUGUGAGCGUGUUUUGCUCGCAAUGGAGCAAUGGCAUCGUCGGACCAUUCAGGAAUUGCGAGAAACGCACGCACAAGAAACCGAACGCUUGCGUCAAGAGAAGGAACAAGCUCUUGCCGAAGAGACGCAAGCCACUUUGGCUGCACUCGAUGCUAUGAAAAAGGCCCACGAGGCGGAAGUACAAAGAGAGGUGGCGAAGUUUAAACAAGAGUAUGCGAGACAGCAGAGACACGAUCUGCUCGACUUAUCAGAAAGGCUGUCAGUGAAGUGUUUGGAAGCCGCUGCUUUAGAAGAACAGUUAGGUAGUGCCACUAGACAGCUGACGCAAGCGCAGCAACACAUUUUGCAACUUGAGCGGAACCCCCAGCUCUCACCUAUGCAGAACUGAAGGAGUGUAUCCGUGAGAUGCGAAUUUACUAGUCUAAACGAGCCUCAUACGUAACCAGUAUAUUUUAAUACAGUACAAUAUCAUCACCGUUGUGUACAGAUCAUAGCACCUUUUUUUGAUUGUCAUUAUUCAUAUAUUAUCGUUGUUUUUUUUUUUUGGGUGUCAUCAUAUACUUGACUUUCUAUUAUUUAUUUUUUACCUCAUCAACUCUGUAUCCACUGUUAUUAGGUGUACAAAUUUAGCUGUAGUUAUUUUUUGUAACAGUUUAUUGUUUAUAUGUGUUGGGUUUAUAUGGAAUGUUUAUAAUUACAACAAAAAAUAAUAUAAAAUAAUUUAUCAGUUAA